AUGGACUAUCGUGGCAGUAGGGGAAACAGUGGCAACCGAGACCAGGACCAUCGGGGCUUCCGAGACGGCGGCCGCCGCAGUCGUGACAGCCACAGGCGCCACAGGCGUGGCAGGCAUGAUGGCCGUGGCCCAGACCGGGACGGGCGACGCUCUCAUAACACUGUGCCUCGGGCGGCCUAUCCACCCGGCCAGCGCGAGAAGCUUCGCGAAGAUGCCAAGCAGACGCUUCGCAUCUUGCCCACCAUCCUCGAGGCGCUGGGAACCUCCGCUAGAGCUUCCGCCGUGGUCAAGCAUGACCCGUGGUCGCUGCGCCCUCUGGACCCAAGCUUGUGCCCGCGGCUUGCCCGGCCAGCCACCAUUCGCGUGCUGAACAGCGAUACGAUCAAUGCUGCGCUCGGUCUGCAGCGUUUUACACACGCCCAACUCCUGUCCGACAAACUCGUAACAGCAACGCCAACGCCCCUGCGCCCACCGCUGGUUGUCAACUUUGCCAGCCACCACUCGCCUGGCGGUGGCUGGCGCAACGGCGCGCUGGCACAGGAGGAGGCUCUGUGCUACCGCAGUUCACUGUCUCUCAGCCUCGAUCGUGAUCUGUACCCACUGGGACGUGAAGACAUUCUAUACAGCCCGUACGUGCUCGUCAUGCGCAGUGACCGGGCAUCAGGACACAAAGUGAUGGUGCCGGAAACGCGGCCAAGAGAACUCCCCAUCAUGAGUGUUGUCUCUGUGGCCGCACUGAAACAACCAGCCCUGCGCAAUGUCCCUGCCGACGGCAGCCGUCCUAGUGACAGCGGAAGUGGUGGCUCCCAAGGCACAGACGACUGGUCGGCCUGGGCCACGCAGAGCUCAGGACCUAGCCCACCUCUUGCGGUGGUGCCGGCAUCAAGCCCCCCAUCAUCUAUUUCUGGCGAUUCUACAAUAUCGUGGUCGCCGUCCCAGGGCGCCUCUGUACCCACCGGCCCACUAUCAGAGUACACAUCACAACCGUCAUCACCAAAGGCGUCAUCUCAGUCACAGGCGCAACAGCUGCGUUCACAAUCUGCGGACCUCGAUAGAUCGGACGGUCAACACUCAAGCCCCAGGGGCGGUGAAUUUGUUUCUUAUGCAAACGCGGCGGGAACCGUCACACAGGCAUCGACACGCCCCGAGACACGCUCUUCGCCACCGAGACCACCGCCCCGCCAGGAGCGGGGUGGUGAGAAGACUCUCUUUGCCUACGAAACCGACCGCUUCCUCACCAAGCUCAAGAUGCGUCUGAUCUUGCGCGCUGCAGCCCAAGCCAGGCACCGCCAGCUCGUUCUCGGCGCUCUUGGCUGCGGCGUCUACGCCAACCCGCCCGAGGAGGUCGCGCAAUUCUGGCUCGAGGUUCUGCGGGAACCGGAGUUUGCCGACGCUGGUCACUGGUGGCAGGACAUUGUUUUUGCCGUAUACGACGGCCAGCUCUCCCAGAGUGGGCAGAUGGACCUGGGCACGCAACCAAACACGACCAACUAUGCCGUUUUUCAUGGUAUUUUGGACGGUCAGCAAGUGUAA
Messenger RNA from Sporothrix brasiliensis 5110, 1533 nucleotides. RefSeq lists its product as uncharacterized. The record is from RefSeq and is a predicted model, not a curated record. NCBI's taxonomy places the organism in Eukaryota, Fungi, Ascomycota, Sordariomycetes, Ophiostomatales, Ophiostomataceae. Bases 1 to 1533 code for a protein of 510 amino acids. The transcript has a single exon.